Messenger RNA from Closterium sp. Naga37s-1, 1998 nucleotides. The record is from the annotation of a GenBank genome assembly. Lineage: Eukaryota; Viridiplantae; Streptophyta; Zygnematophyceae; Desmidiales; Closteriaceae.
AUGCCCCAUCCUCUAGCACCCCACCCUCUUGCGUCCCCCCCUCUGGCUUCCCACCCGCUCACUCGUCCUCUGCCCAACACAACAAGCCACCUCACAGACCCCACCUACAGGAGCACUGUAUCAGCAGCACAGUCCCACCUCCCCCAGUCUGACUCGGGCGAUGUUUCAGCCGCAGCAGCUGUGGAAAGUGCUGCUGCAUUAGCAGCUAUUGAAGCGCCUCGAAGAUCGCCAGCAGAGGAUUUGAGGGAGGCAGAGGCAGCAGAGGCAGAGAGGGAGCGGCAGGCGAGGAUAAGCGAGCAGUUCGUGGCUCCCUCCUGCGCCAUCUGUCAGAAGCUCCUCCUUCUCAUGGAUGGCCAUUACUGGAAUGCCACUCAGGCUGCUGAUCCCGGCGCUGCUACUGCGUUCUCCGUGCGGUUACUGUGUGACCGCACGAGGAGGAGGCACAGGAGGCGGCGGCAUAUGAUGUGCAGUUUGGAGGGGUCCGGGGAUGAGGGGUCGGGGAGUGAGGAGGAUGGGGAGGGAGAGGGGGAUGGGGAGGUUGGGAGUGAUAGUGACGAGUCGUCGUGCUCCAUUGGCGCGUACAUUGAAGAACUGGAGGGCAUUCGCGUGCUGCUUGUGGAGGACAACGUGGCGAAUCGCAUCGCGACACAUCAGCUGCUCCUGUCCCUGCACUGCCACGUCACCCUAGCCGCCAGCACACAGGAGUGCCUGUCAAUCCUCUCGGGCAGCAGGAAGAGCCCGUCAGCCUCCCCCAUUGCAGACAUCGUCCUUUUGGAUAUCUGCAUGCCGGAUGUGGAUGGGCUGGAAGCUGCCCGCUGCAUACACAAGAUGUUCCGUCCUGAUAACCGGCCAUUUAUUGUUGGCAUCACUGCAAGAACGGAUGAGGCUCUUGUGGCGGCAUGUGGGAUGGUGGGAAUGGAUGAGAAGAAGAAGGAGGAGGAGGCGAGGAGGGAGAAGGAGCUGAACGAUCUCUUCAGAGUCGCCAUCUCUCAGCCCAAGGUCCCGCCAGGCGUGGACCCCAAGUCGAUUGUCUGCGAGUUCUUCCGCCACGGGCAGUGCACCAAGGGCUUUAAGUGCAAGUUCUCGCACGACCUGAGCGUGGAGCGCAAGGGCGAGAAGAUCGACCUGUACAGCGACCAGCGGGAAAAUGAUGAAGACAAGAUGGAGGACUGGGAUCAGGCGAAGCUGGAGCAGGUGGUGGCGUCUAAGGGCGCGGAGUACAAGAACGCCAACAAGCCCACCGAGAUUGUAUGUAAGCAUUUCUUAGAAGCCGUGGAGAAGAAGCAGUAUGGGUGGUUCUGGGCGUGCCCCAACGGCGGCAAGGACUGCAUGUACCGCCACGCUCUGCCGCCCGGCUACGUGCUCAAGUCGCAGAUGAAGGCUCUGCUGGAGGAGGAGCAGGCGAACAAGCUCACCGUUGAGGAGAUGAUCGAAAACGAGCGCAAGAUGACAGCAAGUCACACACAGCUGACCACCGAGAUCUUCAUGGAGUGGAAGCGGAAGAAGCAGGAGGUGAAGGACGCUGAGCAGGCAGCCAAGAAGGCAGCACGCGCCAAGGAGGACAGAAUGAGUGGUCGCGAGCUGUUUCUUGGUCGCGAGCUGUUUCUGUCUGAUGCAUCUCUGUUUGUCGACGACGUUUCAGCAUGCGAUGCGUACGAGCGAGUGGAGGAAGAGGAAGGGGCCGCAGCUCCCCCUGCUGCCACUCCAUUGUUUCUGUCCGAUGCGUCUCUCUUUAUCGACGACGAUGCGGCAUGUGAUGCGUACGAGCGAGUGGAGGAGGAGGAAGGGGCCGCAGCUCCCCCUGCUGCCACUCCAGGCGAAUCCAGCAGCAGCGGUGGGGCAGGUGCAGGGCCUAGCUCAGCAGGAGGGGCGGCUGGUUCAUCUGGGCUUGCUCUCACGGAGGAGGAUGAGAUGCUGUUGGCUGAGGACGAUGAUGAGCUGGCACCGGAGGAGCUGGAGGAGCUGGAAGCUGAGCUGGCGAAAACAUCAAUCUCUUGA